This is a messenger RNA of Cladocopium goreaui, 405 nucleotides long. NCBI's taxonomy places the organism in Eukaryota, Dinophyceae, Suessiales, Symbiodiniaceae. The record is from the annotation of a GenBank genome assembly.
AUGUCCAGAACGUAUUUUCUCUCUGAAUGUAAGGAGCCAUGCGGAGAAGUGUGCCUCUCGCCCUGUGCCAUGUCUACAUGCCAAGCGUGGCUGCCAGGAGGAGAUCAAUGCCCAACAUCGCUUGCGCCAUUCCGCCCGCUGCGUGUACCGCCCUGUGCCCUGUGUGCACCAGGUGCUUGGCUGUACGGAAUUGGUGAGCCACAAACACCUCUCCCAGCACGCAAUGAAUUGCAGAUGGCGUCCAGUAGAGUGCCCCUUUGGCUGUGGAGAAAAGCCAUCGUUGGCAGACAGCAAGAAGCAUGCGGCCGAGUGCAAGUUUCGCCCUGCCUUCUGCCGCUACAAAGCUCAGGGCUGUACACAGCAAAUGUCAUUGCAUUCGCUCUCCAGCCAUAUGGUGAACUGUGA